Oreochromis aureus is the source of this 1210-nucleotide messenger RNA. RefSeq lists its product as uncharacterized. The record is from RefSeq and is a predicted model, not a curated record. The transcript is spliced from 8 exons. Bases 139 to 1002 code for a protein of 287 amino acids. Lineage: Eukaryota; Metazoa; Chordata; Actinopteri; Cichliformes; Cichlidae.
AGUGGCGUCAUCUGUAUUGCAGAUCAUACAACAUUGCACACAACAACAAUGUGUAUCUUUAAAAAAAAUAAUCACAUUUAAUGAUUUCUUAAUUUGAUUUUUCAGAAUAUUACUGAGAAUAAUAAAACGCAGGGGAUAAUGGAGAAGAGCCAGUGGGAUCUGAAACAUAUCUGUCUACGUUCGGGAAGGCUCACCAGGCUGGAUGACUUUGUUGUCCAGUAUCAAAUCAGUCACACAGCGCUGCUGAAGGAAUACGAAGACUCAAAAAGAAUGCUUCAAAGAAAGAAAUUUAGAGUGGACAAAGAAAAAUGGAAGGAACGUCGCCAAAAAAAGAAGGGGAGAUAUGUAACAGUACUCCGCAAGCCAUUUCCUUUCAGGAGAUCUACAAAGAUGGUUGCUUCCUCUAUGGCCCCGAGUUCCCCUGUGCAGACUGGUAGAGUUGAGGAUGUUACCUUGGAAACUCCAGAAUUUCAGUUCAUCAAUGCAGUGAAUCACACUGUUUAUCUCCUUGAUCCUGCCCCAAGUUCAUCAGAGGAGGAAGACUCUAAACUCGCUGCACGUAAAUUCAGUGAUUACUUAAAAAUGAGGAGAACCCGCCACGCAAAAACAGAAUGGGUGGACAUUAAAUGGAAGGGAGGUGUCUUGACCUAUCCAGUGCAGAAGGAUGGCUUCAGCUGUGGAGUAUUAGUGGUGAUGAUGGCACGGGCAGUGAUGAAAGUAUUUCCAGAUUUUCCCGUCAUGAAAUUUAAAACCUCAAAAGAAAAAAUGGCAGAGGAAAGAAAAUUGAUGGCUCUGGAGAUACUACAAGCAUCAGUUUUUGACACUAACAGCAACUGUGCCAUGUGUUCGCUGACCAAGCCACCUGGAUCAGGACCUUCAAUGAUGAACUGGAUACAAUAUGACACCUGUCAAAGAUGGUACCAUGAACAGUGCCUUGACAUGACCAACAAUGACUUUAAAAAAGCAAAGGAAGAAGCGUGGAAUUGUCUGCUGUGCUGUUAAACCCCAGACUUAUUGGAUGCUUGUGUCAAAAUAUUUGAAGACGUACUCUGUUGUCUCCACCAAAGUGAUAAUUUGAGCAACAUAAUACGGCGAAACGUUUUCAUACAUAUCUCAUGCACAUUUCCGUGAUGUUGUAAUUUACCUUUAAAGCACCUUUAAUGUUAUCAUGACUGCACCUUUUGGACUUUACAAUUUACUCUCCUUGUAU